Messenger RNA from Protopterus annectens (West African lungfish), 486 nucleotides. Its product is annotated as peptidoglycan recognition protein 1-like. Lineage: Eukaryota; Metazoa; Chordata; Ceratodontiformes; Protopteridae. The transcript is spliced from 3 exons. Gene Ontology annotation, molecular function: zinc ion binding; N-acetylmuramoyl-L-alanine amidase activity. The coding region runs from base 1 to 486 and encodes 161 amino acids. Gene Ontology annotation, biological process: peptidoglycan catabolic process. The record is from RefSeq and is a predicted model, not a curated record.
AUGCUCUUUGACUUUAUCAUAGUUGAAAGCUGUCCCAAAAUUAUAAGCCGUUCAGAAUGGAGGGCACAGCAACCUAACUGUACAUAUCACCUUUCCACCCCUGUGACUUACGCAGUGAUUCAUCAUACAGCAGGAAGUCCAUGCAGUACUAGAUUGUCAUGCAUUUCACAGGUGAAAUCUAUCCAGAAAUAUCACAUGACACACAAUCGCUGGUGUGACAUUGGGUACAGUUUCCUCAUUGGAGGUGAUGGGAAUAUCUAUGAGGGAGCUGGAUGGGAUAACAGAGGAACCCACACAGCAAACUACAAUAUAGAACCAUCCAUGGCUGCCCAAAACGCUGCCAAGAGCCUCAUUGGCUGUGCUCGAUCCAAAAAUAAGCUGCAAUCAGAUUAUGUUCUGAAGGGUCACAGAGACACAAAAACUACACUAUGUCCUGGAGAUAAACUGUACAGAAUCAUUCAAAGUUGGCCAAACUAUAAAGCUUAA